AUGGAAGUGUACGAAAUACAACUGCACAGCAAACAGCGUGGUUGCAGCCACUUCCCACGAAGCACUCAACAGUUGCAGAUGAUGGCAACCGAAGCAAAAGCCUCAGUGCUCAAUUUGCAGUGUCAAUGUGCUGCUGCUGGCGAUGGAUUUGACGAGGAUGAGAUUACUUAUCCAGAGAAAGGGAAAGGGAGGUUAAUAGACUUGCGAUACAAUCUCGACGGCAAAUGCAAUCCGAAUACAGGGAUCGCGAACGACAAGCGAAUACCGAAGCCAUGCAAAUCCAACACGAAACAAAUCCUAACUACAGACGGGAUGAAAGAGAAACAAACAAAACGAGAAUCAACGUCGGUUAAAUGUGGAAGCAAUGAGAUGCCGAAGACAUGCAGACGAAGAGUACCGGGAGCAAGAAAGACUUACGAAGUUAGAAGCAAUGAAAUACCGAAGCGACAAAGACGAAGAAUACCGGAAAAACGAAAGACUUGCGAGUGCUGA
Gongylonema pulchrum is the source of this 492-nucleotide messenger RNA. NCBI's taxonomy places the organism in Eukaryota, Metazoa, Nematoda, Chromadorea, Rhabditida, Gongylonematidae. The record is from the annotation of a GenBank genome assembly.